Callithrix jacchus (white-tufted-ear marmoset) is the source of this 6754-nucleotide messenger RNA. RefSeq names its product nucleolar protein with MIF4G domain 1 (gene NOM1). Lineage: Eukaryota; Metazoa; Chordata; Mammalia; Primates; Cebidae. The record is from RefSeq and is a predicted model, not a curated record. Gene Ontology annotation, biological process: ribosomal small subunit biogenesis. Gene Ontology annotation, molecular function: protein binding; RNA binding. Gene Ontology annotation, cellular component: nucleolus.
AACGCGGAACUGCAAACGCUCUGCCCCCGGUCGGGACCCAGCGUCCAAACCCAGCCGCCUCCAUGGUCCUCGGCCGCCUGGGGCCACGGGCGUCUCCCGGGUCCGACUCCAGAGCGCGUUUCUUGGGAGAACGGCGGGCACGGGCUCAGGGGCCCGUCCCAACCCGGCGAGGCCUCGUCUCGACCACAUCUGCAAAGGCCCGAUUUCCAAAUAAGGUCGCGUUCCCGGGUCCCAGCGGACACGAACCCGGGGCCCGCGCACCCCGGCGCCGCCGCCAACCCCGGCACCGCGCGAGACCCACAAGGCCGCAGGGGACGCGCGCAGCGCGGGCUCCUCCUCCUACAGCGCACGGAGCUGGCCCGCGCGGAGCCUCCCCUCCAUCAUCUGCGAGGAUUUCCCUUUUAAACGCGAAGGCACCUCCGUGCUCAUCGCUCGCGUGACUCCACGCGGCACCCGCGGGCGCGCCUGCCCGGCCGCCCCCGCAGCCCGAAUCUCCGCCCGGCGCAGCUCUGCGCGCUGCCGCCCUCCUGCCAGCAGGGGGCGCAGCCGCCGCUCUCCCCGGAAGUCCCGCCCUGGCCGGAAGUGGGACGUCCAUGCGUCUGGAAAGAUGGCGGCGUCCAGGAACACUGUGGAGGCCGGCCUGGGUGGAUCCCGGGGACGGGUGGUCCGCAUGAAGCGCAGAGGCUGCCGCGGGUCGCGCCGCGGCCCUGGCGGCGGUGGGGAGAAGGUCCUGAAGAGGCUUAAGCUAGCGGUGGAAGAGUUCGUGCAGGCGACCUCCGAGGGCGAGGCUCCAGUGAGCUGCGGGGGGCGCGGCGCUCCGGUGCGCUUCCGCCCGGGAGGGAGGAAAAGCCGCAAGGAACUGAGGAAGGAGAAGCGGCACCUGCGGAAAGCACGCCGGCUGCAGAGGUCGGCGGGCCCCAACCAGGGUCCCGGCCCCGGAGGCGGAGCCGCAGAAGCUAGUGGUCCCCGGCGGGACACAGAGGACCGCGCCCGCCCAGCUCCUAGUCGGGACCCCUCGCCUCCCAAGGAGCCGCGGCCGUCCCGGGCCAGGGCCAAGGCCAAGGUCCAGGCCCCUCCCGGGAAGACCAGACCCUCCGCAGCCGCCACCGCCGCUGCCCGGAAACGGGCGCUUCUAGCGGCCAACGAGGAGGAGGACCGAGAGAUCCGAAAGCUGGAGCGUUGCCUCGGCUUGAACAAGCGCAAAAAGAAGGACGGCGGCAGCUCCAUACCGCUGAGCUUUGCACGCGACGGGCUCGACUAUAUUCUGGGAGCCCUGGAGUCUAAGAAAAAUAGCGGCUUGUACGACAGCAGUGGUGAGGAGGAGGAGGAGGAAGAUGCCGGACAGACACUCCCCGAAAGUGACUUAGAGAGCGACUCCCAGGACGAAAGUGAGGAGGGCGAGGAAGAGGAGGACAUAGAAAAGGAAAAGAAGGCGCUGCAAGCGGAGAGCGAGGACGACGACGAGGAUUUAGAACAGGAACCGGGGGAAGAAAAGGAAAAGGGAUCGCAGGAGAAAAGGAGGGAGAAGGGAGUCCGUUUUACAGAAGGUGAAGAAAAGAGUGAAAAUUCCUCGGAGAACGGUGACGUAACCGAUCAGCAGAGUCUUUGUGAAAGUGGUGAAAGGUAUGUCCCACCUCAUGUGAGGCGAGCUGAGGAAACAGUGGACUUCAAGAAAAAGGAAGAACUAGAAAGGCUAAAGAAACAAGUGAAAGGUCUCCUUAACAGGCUGAGUGAACCCAACAUGGCUUCCAUCAGUGGGCAGCUGGAGGAGCUCUACAUGGCCCACAGCAGGAAGGAUAUGAAUGACACCCUGACCUCCGCCCUCAUGGGUGCCUGCGUCGCUGCCUCAGCCAUGCCCAACAGGCUGAUGAUGGAGCAUGUUCUCUUAGUCAGCAUCCUUCACCACACGGUUGGAAUCGAGGUCGGUGCUCACUUUCUGGAGGCGGUGGUGAGGAAGUUUGAUGACGCCUAUAAACACGGAAGCGAAGGGAAAGAAUGUGCCAACCUGUUCACCAUUAUUGCUCAUUUAUACAACUUCCACGUGGUGCAGUCUCUCCUCGUCUUCGACAUUUUGAAAAAACUUACUGGAACUUUCACCGAAAAAGAUAUUGAACUGAUCUUGUUAAUGCUGAAAACUGUGGGCUUUUCACUGAGAAAAGAUGAUGCUUCAUCACUCAAGGGACUGAUCACCGAAGCCCAGACCAAAGCCAGCAGCUCAGGCCACAGGUUUCAGGACCAGACCAGGAUUCGGUUUAUGCUGGAGACGAUGUUGGCCCUGAAGAACAAUGACAUGCGCAAAAUUCCAGGCUAUGAUCCCGAACCUGUGGAGAAGCUGAGGAAACUGCAGAGAGCUUUGGUCCGCCAUGCCGGCUCAGGUUCUGAGACUCAGCUUCGCGUCUCCUGGGACAGCAUCUUGAAUGCGGAACAGACGGGUCGCUGGUGGAUUGUGGGGUCUGCCUGGAGCGGGGCCCCAAUGAUUGACAACAGUCAGCUUAUGCACCUGCAGAAGCAGCCAGCGGGGACGGUCAGCUCAAAGAUCCUAGAACUCGCCCGGAAGCAGAGGAUGAACACAGACAUCAGGAGAAACAUAUUCUGCACGAUCAUGACAAGUGAAGAUUUUCUGGAUGCUUUCGAAAAGCUUCUGAAGCUUGGACUUAAGGAUCAGCAAGAGAGAGAAAUCAUUCAUGUUCUCAUGGAUUGCUGCCUUCAAGAGAAAACUUACAAUCCCUUCUAUGCUUUCUUGGCUAGCAAAUUCUGCGAAUAUGAAAGGAGAUUUCAGAUGACUCUCCAGUUCAGCAUAUGGGACAAAUUUCGGGACCUGGAAAACUUGCCAGCUGUGAAUUUCUCUAAUUUGGUUCAUCUGGUGGCUCACUUGCUAAAGACAAAAUCGCUUUCACUUUCCAUUUUAAAGGUAGUUGAAUUCAGUGAAUUGGACAAACCCAGAGUCCACUUUCUACGAAAAGUGUUAAGUAUCCUGUUAAUGGAAACAGAAGUUGAAGACCUCGGUUUAAUUUUCACACGAGUGUCUGACAACCCGAAGCUGGGGAUACUGCGUGAGGGCUUGAAGCUGUUCAUCAGCCACUUCUUGCUAAAGAACGCACAGGCCCACAGAAGCGCCGAGGAAGCCAACGUGCUGAGAGCGAGAGCUGACCUUGCUACAAAGGCUCUGCAAGGAAAAGCUGCCCUGAGAAUGUAGUCAGGGAAAAAGGAGCGCAGGUGGCCCUUUGACUGUCAACCGUCCUUAUUCUGUUGGCUGCGUGUGAAAGUUUGCUAGAGCUGUGUCACUGUCUGUUGUUGUAUUAUGUUUUGAGAUAACGUUUUUUAUCUAAGGUUUUACAGUUUGUAUUCCGAACCAUUUUUAAAUAACUAUACCUUGGGGGUGAGAGGAGGAGGGAGGGGAAGGAGGUGCAGGCACACUGGACAGGGUUCUCUAAGCAGUGAGGCUGGGAUGUGAUCGUCUUACAGUUUUUCAGUAGAUAUGGCCAAGCCUGACGGCUCACCCCUGUCAUCCCAGCACUUUGGGAGGCUGAGGCAGGCGGAUCACUUGAGGCCAGGAAUUUGAAACCAGCCUGGGCAACAUGGCAAAACCCCAUCUCUACUAAAAAUACAAAAAUGAGCCAGACAUGGUGGCACAUGCCAGUAAUCCCAGCUACUGGGGUGGCUGACCACACAAGAAUCACUUGAACCCCAGAAGUAGUUGCAGUGAGCGGGGAUUGCACCACUGCACUUCCCCCUGGGCUGGACAGUGAGACUUUGACAGACUGUCAAAAAAAUUAAUAGAUAAGAUAGGCCACUAGAGGGUGCAGCUAUAAAGAAGUUGAUGAGUUUUACCUUUUUAAAGUAUUGACACGGAGUCUCGCCUUGUUGCCCAGGCUGGAGUGCAGUGGUGUGCGACCUUGGCUCACUGCAACCUCUACCUCCUGGGUUCAAGCGAUUCUCCUGCCUCGGCCUCCUGAACGGCUAGUACUACAGACGUGCACCACCAUGCCUGGCUAAUUUUUGUAUUUUCAGUAGAGUUGGGGUUUCACCAUGUUGGCCAAGAUGGUCUUGAACUCCUGACCUCAGGUGAUCCACCCGCCUCGGCCUCCCAAAGUGCUGAGAUUACAGGCACGAGCCACCGUGCCUGGCUUAAAUGUGAUCCUUGAUAUUUUAAGUAUUUGGGAUGCAGCUGAACUUUGGAAAAAUCGGCUGACAUAAGCCCUGUGGAUAUGGUCUUAGGUACAGUGUAGUACAGACAGGCGAUUUUCAUCGCCCCUCAGGUAGCAUUUUGACAGUAGAGGAUAUUCAUCUCACUAAUUCCAUACUGCAAAUGUACCUUCUUAAGGAACUCUGAGGACACCACAUAGUAGUUAUUUGACUCUUAAUAGGUGCUGCUUGUUUGCAAGGAUUUGGAGACGUAAACAUGAAGAAAAUGCAGUAAUUUCUGCCGGCAGAGAACUAACGGCAUUUAGCUAGUGAGGGGAGCAAACACACCCCACUUGCUAAGUCUGGAAAAGCAAUUCUGUGAGGAAGCAGAAAGGGUCCUGGACACCCAGCCUCUCUAGCGGCUACUCAGAUGUUGAGUGUUUCCCAGCACUUACAUUUUCCUUUUCUCCCUCAAAUGCUACAGACGUAACCUUUGAUUGUUGAAAAAAGUCACUAAGAUAUGGAUAUAGAAUAGACACUGAGAAGUUACUUAGGUCCAAGUCCAGUUGCUGCUGUCCUCUUUCCAAGUGGUCAUGUUGGGCAGAUGGGCACAGGUGCUGGUGAUGUCACUCCCAUGCAAAACACCCCCUUUGUGGCACUUUCAGAUUUUUUUUUUUUUAAGAGAGAGACAGGUUCUCACUCCGUCACCCAGGCAGGAGUGCAGUGGUGCGACCAUAGUUACUGCAGCCUCCAAUUCCUGGACGGAAGCAGUCCUGCCUCAGCCUCCCGGGUAGCUAGGACCACAGGCGAUAGAGACGAGAUCUCCCUGUGCUAUACAGGCUGGGCCUGAACUCCCGGCCUCCCAAGCACAGGGAUCAUAGGUGUGAGCCCCCAUGCCUGGCCUCAGAUUUUAUUCUAACUCGGCCCUAUAGCCGUUUAUGUUUCACCGUCAGAACGUGCAGGCGUAAGUCUCUCUUACCCCUAAGCUAACGCUUUAAGUUUUGAAGCGUGUGCAAGCAGCAUGAAGAUGCAGAAGGUAGCUGUGAAGCAGCACGGACUGUCCUCCGCCUACAGACAUCCUGUGCCAGCCUUCAGCACUGCCCUUCCACCCCAGGGCAAUGUCUGUCUUCUAGCAGGUUCUGAAUUCAGUGACAGGUACUAAGAGGAGUGAAUUAAGUGAAAAUCUUCCCCUUGUUAAGGAGCUUUUUAACAAGAAUGUCUUUGCUGGGUGGUGAUGGGGACAUAACAGACAGUUCCACUGGAUGCGUAGCUUGACAGUAAGAUAAGGAGCUUGGGCUGGGGUAUAAAUCCACACACUGCUCUCUUCCUCAGGAAAGUCGUGCUGUGAAGAAAAUGUCAGUUGAACUAAAUUGUGCUUAACGCCACACUCGAUUUGCAUUCUGAUGCAAGCCCCAGCUCACAGACCAAGGGGAUCCCUGGCAGCCUGGGAAUAGACCACAUUGGAGUGGCGUUAACAUAACGAUGUCGGCCGGGCGGGUGGAUCACAAGGUCAAGAGAUCGAGACCAUCCUGGUUAACAUGGUGAAACCCUGUCUCUACUAAAAAUACAAAAAUUAGCUGGGCACGGUGGCACGUGCCUGUAGUCCCAGCUACUCGGGAGGCUGAGGCAGGAGAAUUGCCUGAACCCAGGAGGCGGAGGUUGCGGUGAGCCGAGAUUGUGCCACUGCACUCCAGCCUGGCGAUGGAGCGAGACGCUGUCUCCAAAAAAAAAGCACAACCGAUGUCAAUAAGAAUGAAUUAUGGGUGGAACUACUAAGAUUAGGAAAAAGUAUCACAACAGCAGCACUGUCUGACUUCAUUAUGUGUCACAUGCAGCAACCCUUGUUUGAGGUAGAGAUGAACCGAAGCUGAUUUUCCUGCAAAGAUAAAUUUCUAUAAACAAUUCCAUUUUUAUAUUGUCUUUUAUUACUAAAAAUACCUCUCUUUGCUAUAGGGUAUAUUUAUGACUUAAAUUAUUAGCUAAGGUUUGCAUUUCAUAUAUGGUAGAUUGCCUGUAAGUCUGCACAUUUUAACAACAUAUGGGCCAGGUGGGGUGGCUCACGUCUGUAAUCUCAGCACUUUGGGAGGCUGAGGCGGGUGGAUCACUUGAGCUCAAGAGUUUGAGACCAGCCUGGCCAACAUGGCGAAACCCCGUCUCUACUAAAAAUACAAAACUUAGUUGGGCGUGGUGGCAGGCACUUGUAAUCCCAGCUACUCCGGAGACUGAGCAAGAGAAUCGCUUGAACCUGGGAGAUGGAUGUUGCAGUGAGCAGAGAUGGUGCCACUUCACUUCAGCCUCGGUGACAAGAGUGAAACUGUCUCAAAACAAAAAAACAUAUAUGGGCUGUUAAGUAGUAAUUAUACUUUAGUAUAGAUAGUAAAUACAUCUUGACUAAAAGCUAUGAAUUCAGAAUUGCUUUUAAAUAUAUAGGUUUUUAAAAUUUAUUCCAAUGCAAUUGAAAAUACACGUAAACUACAGGAUGCUUAGACAAUGCUCAGUGUUACAUGUGAACUUGUGGACUCUGUGGUGUGGUUUGAGGACUGCUAAUGUAGGGGAUCUCGUCUUUAGGGUAUAAGGAUCAAACUUUAAUGUAUUGAAGUGUGUAAAUAAAUUUUAUUUUUUAAUACUU